Molecule: messenger RNA, 1288 nt
Organism: Ziziphus jujuba (common jujube)
Lineage: Eukaryota; Viridiplantae; Streptophyta; Magnoliopsida; Rosales; Rhamnaceae
Product: putative L-ascorbate peroxidase 6
Exons: 10
Coding region: 28-1041 (337 amino acids)
Biological process (GO): response to reactive oxygen species; hydrogen peroxide catabolic process; cellular response to oxidative stress
Molecular function (GO): heme binding; peroxidase activity
Source: RefSeq, a predicted model, not a curated record
ACAAUCCAUCUUCACCGUUCGUUAGAGAUGGCAAUCUCUUCCGCCACAACAGCCUUCUGCUCCUCCCUUCUCUGCUCUACCGCCAUUUCCUCCUCUUCCUCUCCCACCACGUCAAGCUUCCAAUUCAAAUUCAAAUUUCCCGCCAAAUCACUCCGCUCACCCUCCCCAGCGGUCACUCAAGCCUAUCGUUCUAGUAUUCCCUCCACUAAUGGAGGUUCCGCUCAGAAUCAGUUUUGGUUUAGAAGGGGACUAUUGUUUACAGCCACAUUACCAUUCCUUCUCUCUCCAUAUGAAUCCUUCGAGGAAUCUCUAUCGAAAGCUGCGGAGUUAGGUAGAGGUGAAUAUCAACUUAUGAAGGAUGAGUUAAAGAAGGUAGUAUCCAAGGGCAAGGCUGCUGGUGUACUUCGUUUGGUAUUUCAUGAUGCGGGAACCUUUGAAAUGAAUGGGGAUUCAGGUGGUAUGAACGGUUCUAUUAUUUACGAACUUGAUAGACCUGAAAAUGCAGGUCUUAAAAAAUCUUUAAAGGUUCUAGAUAAAGCAAAGAGUGAGGUGGAUGCAAUACGAGCAGUAUCUUGGGCUGACCUUAUUGCUGUGGCUGGAGCUGAAGCAGUUUCACUAUGUGGAGGUCCAUCAAUCCCUAUUUCGUUAGGCAGACUAGAUUCAACGGAGCCUGAUCCUGAAGGGAAACUUCCUCAAGAAUCUCUGGAUGCUUCUGGUCUGAAGCAAUGCUUUCAAAGAAAAGGCUUAUCAACCCAAGACCUUGUUGCUCUGUCAGGAGCCCAUACUCUUGGAAGUAAAGGUUUUGGAGAUCCUACUGUUUUUGACAAUUCAUAUUUCAAAAUUCUUCUGGAGAAGCCAUGGACAUCUUCUGCUGGUAUGUCAAGCAUGGUUGGCCUUCCUUCAGACCGUGCACUUGUUGAGGAUAAUGAAUGCUUAAGGUGGAUCACAAAGUAUGCCAACGAUCAGAAUCUAUUCUUUGAAGAUUUCAAGAAGGCUUAUAUCAAACUGGUGAAUUCCGGUGCAAGGUGGAGAAGCUUAUAAAUAUCAUUUCCGAAAGACACUUUGUUCCUUCUCUUUUCUGGCUAGCUUUGUAUUGUGUUCAAUAAAACAGAACACAGAAAAGAAUUCAAGAAGUAUAGAAAUGGGCAUUUAGCCUAAUGGUUUGAGGUUAAGCACUAUUUGGAUCAGGAGAGGCGUGGUGUUUGUCCAGUGGAUUGGUUUUGGACAAUUUGGGAGAUCUGUUCUUAGCGUUUAUACCAUUAAGAAUGAUGAUAUCCUUGUUCUUUAA